Molecule: messenger RNA, 1217 nt
Organism: Colius striatus (speckled mousebird)
Lineage: Eukaryota; Metazoa; Chordata; Aves; Coliiformes; Coliidae
Gene: RND1
Product: Rho family GTPase 1
Exons: 5
Coding region: 53-751 (232 amino acids)
Biological process (GO): small GTPase-mediated signal transduction
Molecular function (GO): GTPase activity; GTP binding
Source: RefSeq, a predicted model, not a curated record
GAGGGCGGGCGGCGGCGGUAGGGGGGAGGUUGUGCUCGGCGCUGCCGCCGUCAUGCGGGAGCGGAGGCCGCCCCCGGCCGCUCCGGCCCGCUGCAAGCUGGUGCUGGUGGGCGACGUGCAGUGCGGCAAGACGGCGAUGCUGCAGGUGCUGGCUAAGGACUGCUACCCCGAGACGUACGUGCCCACCGUGUUUGAGAACUACACGGCGUGUCUGGCCAGCGAGGAGCAGCGGGUGGAGCUGAGCCUCUGGGACACCUCCGGCUCUCCCUACUAUGACAACGUGCGUCCCCUGUGCUACAGCGACUCAGAUGCUGUCCUGCUCUGCUUCGACAUCAGCCGCCCCGAGACCCUGGACAGCGCCUCCAAGAAGUGGAAGACAGAGAUCACGGACUAUUGCCCCGACACGCGGGUGCUGCUCAUCGGCUGCAAGACAGACCUACGGACGGACCUGAGCACCCUGAUGGAGCUCUCCCACCAGAAGCAGGCACCCAUCUCCUACGAGCAGGGCUGCGCGGCCGCCAGGCAGCUGGGAGCCGAGAGCUACCUGGAGUGCUCGGCCUUCACCUCGGAGAAGAGCGUCCACAGCAUCUUCCGGACCGUGUCCGGCAUCUGCCUCAGCAAAGCCCCCUCGCAGCCCCCCAAGAGCCCACCCCGCAGCCUGUCCAAGAGACUCCUGCACCUGCCCAGCCGCUCCGAGCUCAUCUCCUCCACCUUCAAGAAGGAAAAAGCAAAAAGCUGCUCUGUCAUGUGAAGGAGGGGACAGGAAUGCUUCCCCCCCUGGAAGCCCCCAGCCCUCCCUGAGGCCACAGGAUGGGGUGGGGGGCUGGACAGGGUGGCAGAGCUGUCCUUCCCCCCCACCCGAGGAGCAAGGGCUGCCUGUUGCCCUCCCAUCGCUCUGUUUCCCUCAUCGGGCCCCUGUCCUGGGGCUGACCUCCAUGGAGCUGUGUUGGUUGGGGGAAAGAGGGGUUUGGUGGGGUCCAGGGAGGGUGCUCAACAGCUGCUGCCCAGCCCCGGGGUUGGGGGCUCAUCUAUGGACUCAUCCUGUUCCCCUGAUGCUGCCCCAUCCCUCAUCUGCUGCUUGGCCCUGGGACCCCCGUGGGGCGGGGGGUGCUGGGGGAGCUGGUUUAUGGACUGUCUCUGGGGUGGCAUCUCUGUUCCAUGGUCAGUGUUAUUAAAAAGCUUAUUUAUUAUCUGAAAUACAACACCCACCAUGUGCA